GGAACAUGGACAAACGCUUUACCGUGGACAGCAUCUCAGUGAAGGUGCUCUACUGCGUGAUUACACCCCUACUCCCCUACAAGAUUCUACCCGACAAGCUCCGCGUGACAGGCGCCGGCAUGAUCAAGCCCAACAUCAACCAUGCGGACAAGGACUGCUUCGAAAAUUUGCUCAUCGAUUUUAAGCUCUUGGCUGUGAACACAUUCAGCAGGUUGGCAGAUGGCGGCAAGGAGGACGACACCUUCCGGUUGAGCUGGAGGUUCCGCUCCGGCCUUAUCGAGUGGCCCAUCUGGAAGUGCAAACUUUUACAGCAGCAGGUCAGAGCAAACCCCGAGAUUGCAGAGAACUUCAGGAACGAGCUCGGCAAGGCCAUGCGUGAACUCCGCGAAUACUCGCCACAGCAGUUGAAUGACACUAUGCUCGCAGUGGGCCGCCAGGCCCGAGAUCAAGUCGAUGGUUCCAGUGCGGUGUUUGACCUCUUGAAGCGUGUAGCCCCCAAACAAGCUCGCAAAAGGACUCAGCUCCGCGAUGCCAGCGGCAAGCUGAUGACCCCACUUCAGGAGGCCGAGGCGCUUGCUACAUAUUGGAAGGGAGUCUGUGGGGACACCGACGGUGAGGACGACACGACCAGCACACGGACAAACCAGGCGCAGGCCACCUUGAUCAAACAC
This is a messenger RNA of Symbiodinium sp. CCMP2456, 671 nucleotides long. Lineage: Eukaryota; Dinophyceae; Suessiales; Symbiodiniaceae. The record is from the annotation of a GenBank genome assembly.